AUGGCAAUGAGUGUGGCCCGAGUAUCUCCUCACCAUUCAACAUCUCCUCACCACACAACAUCUCCUCACCAUUCAACAUCUCCUCACCAUACAACAUCUCCUCACCAUACAACAUCUCCUCACCAUUCAACAUCUCCUCACCAUACAACAUCUCCUCACCAUACAACAUCUCCUCACCAUUCAACAUCUCCUCACCAUACAACAUCUCCUCACACAACAUCUCCUCACCAUUCAACAUCUCCUCACCAUACAACAUCUCCUCACCAUUCAACAUCUCCUCACCAUUCAACAUCUCCUCACCAUACAUCAUCUCCUCACCAUUCAACAUCUCCUCUCCAUACAACAUCUCCUCACCAUUCAACAUCUCCUCACCUUACAACAUGUCCUCACCAUACAACAUCCUCACCAUACAACAUCUCCUCACCAUUCAACAUCUCCUCACCAUUCAACAUCUCCUCACCACACAACAUCUCCUCACCACACAACAUCUCCUCACCACUCAACAUCUCCUCACCACUCAACAUCUCCUCACCAUACAACAUCUCCUCACCAUACAACAUCUCCUCAACAUACAACAUCUCCUCACCACACAACAUCUCCUCACCAUACAACAUCUCCUCACCGUUCAACAUCUCCUCAUCGUACAACAUCUCCUCACCAUACAACAUCUCCUCACCAUUCAACAUCUCCUCACCAUACAACAUCUCUCCACACAACAUCUCCUCACCAUACAACAUCUCCUCACCAUACAACAUCUCCUCACCAAACAACAUCAUACCAUCUUUUUUUAAAAAUUGCAAUGUGAGAACAAUAUUACCAUUUACUAUUACAUUGUUGGUACAGCAGUAA
This is a messenger RNA of Mya arenaria, 849 nucleotides long. RefSeq lists its product as uncharacterized. The transcript has a single exon. The coding region runs from base 1 to 849 and encodes 282 amino acids. The record is from RefSeq and is a predicted model, not a curated record. Lineage: Eukaryota; Metazoa; Mollusca; Bivalvia; Myida; Myidae.